Megalops cyprinoides (Indo-Pacific tarpon) is the source of this 2430-nucleotide messenger RNA. It is a transcript of the gene mest, whose product is annotated as mesoderm specific transcript. Gene Ontology annotation, molecular function: catalytic activity. The coding region runs from base 228 to 1256 and encodes 342 amino acids. The record is from RefSeq and is a predicted model, not a curated record. Lineage: Eukaryota; Metazoa; Chordata; Actinopteri; Elopiformes; Megalopidae. The transcript is spliced from 12 exons.
AAACGUGCACUAUAAUCAAGUGUCCCAUCACCGGAACUUAAGUAUUCAUCAACAUGUAAGGUAGUAACCGGAACUCUCUAUGACCAAAAUAGGAAUUUAAAAUCCUUGCCUAUUAACGAUCUCUGUUAAUCCUUCCCCUCCACGCCUCCGAGCUGAAUGAUGGAGAUCCAGGUCGUACCCAGAAGUGCCCUGUAGCCCUGGGGACGUGUAUACAGGAACUCGCCGGAAUGACACGCCGUCACUCAAAUAGCGAGGAGUGCGCUUCGUCCUUGGGGAUGAGGGAGUGGUGGCUUCACGUAGGGCUACUGUGCGUGCCGCUCAUCGCGGUCUACCUGCACAUCCCCCCGCCUCAGCUGUCCCCGGCAUUGCAAAACUGGAGGUCCUCCGGCGCCUUCUUCAGUUUCAAAGGCCAUAAUAUCUUCUACAAAGAUUCUACGGGCGCUGUAGGAAGCUCAGACAUUGUCAUACUCCUGCAUGGUUUUCCUACCUCCAGUUACGACUGGUACAAGAUCUGGGAGCCCUUGAAUCAGCGCUUUAAUAGGGUUAUUGCAGUGGACUUCCUGGGCUUCGGCUUCAGUGAUAAACCCAGACCUCAUCGGUACUCAAUAUUUGAGCAGGCCAGUAUUGUGGAGGCACUGGUGUCACACUUAGGCCUCGUCCAUCAAAGGGUUAACCUCUUGUCCCAUGACUACGGAGACACUGUUGCAUUGGAACUGCUGUACCGGCGUGACCACAACAAACCCGGACAUCUGACCAUCAACAGUCUCUGCUUGUCCAAUGGAGGGAUAUUCCCAGAAACACACCAUCCAAGACUUCUGCAAAAGUUGCUGAAAGACUCUGGGUUCCUGUCCCCCGUGCUCACCAGACUCAUCAACUACCUGCUCUUCUCCAAAGGGAUCGGGGACGUGUUCGGCCCCUACACUCAGCCCACUGAAGCAGAGUACUGGGACAUGUGGACGGGAAUCCGCUUCAACGACGGAAACCUGGUCAUGGACAGCAUCUUGCAGUACAUAAAUCAGAGGCAGAAGCACAGGGAGCGGUGGGUGGGUGCACUCACCUCCACCUCCGUCCCACUGCAUAUGAUCUAUGGGCCGCUGGAUCCGGUGAACCCUCACCCCCAGUUCAUCAGCCGCUACCAGAGCCUGGUGCGGAGGUCCACUGUGUCUGUCCUGGAUGAACACAUUAGCCACUAUCCCCAGCUGGAAGACCCCACUGGGUUCCUCAAUGCCUAUCUCAACUUCAUCAACUCCUUCUGAGCAACUUCACCCAUCUCAGCUUGAACUCCUGAGCACCUUCUGCCAUCUCAACUUCUUCGACUCCAUCAGCGCAACAUCCACAAUCUCAAAUUCCUCAGCUCCAUCUGGUCAAGUUGCCUGGUCAGGACGUCGGUCAGAUCCAACCUGCCAUCAUCCUGCUGGCCCUCUGUAUUCCACACUCAUUCCCAUCGCUUCCUGUUUGGCGGCUGACCAACCCACUUCGCCAUCAACCCCUGAACACCUCUCGCCUGACCAAUGGCGGCGCUUCAGUCAGCCAAUCAGAUCGGCUUCUUUACAUCUACCUGCGCUUUUAAGUGCAGAAACAAUGCUUUUCAGCCUCGGAACAAAGCCCUCUGCCUCAACACGAAUAAUACGCACUACAGCAACUUAAUAUAGGCUGUAAUUUUUUGACUGGUUGAGAUGCAGUAUUGAAUGACUUUCAAAUCUGAUGCAAGGGCCACUGGUGAUGUUGAAAAAAAAAAUUCUCCAGUGAACUGCAAAUGGAGGUUUGAGGUGGGAAAAAUCCAGCUCAACUUUAGUUUGAUGGCUUGUUUUCACUUAGUCAUUUCUCCAUAGGUUUUUCAUAAAGGACUCUGCAAGGGCUACAAGCAAUUUCAUGUUAAUAAUAGAUAAGAUAAAUGGUCCAAGAUAAAUUGUCUAGUUUUGCAGUUUUGUAAAGAUGUUUCAGGUAUGAAAUAUGAAGCCAAACAAUACUACCAUCUGAGGGGUGACCCAUGGGAAAAGCGAUAUGUCCAUUCUGACAUUUUCACUGAAACAUCAAUAUUGAGACCCUUCAUGUUGCAUUACUGACCUGUAUCAUCUGUGGCUGCAAUAGCCCACAUUUCACAGGAUCAGCCUCGUCUUCCACAAAGAAAACUGUCCAAAAAUCGACUUGGGGUGGGUCUUUCAGUUUAGGUAAUUGAGAACAAAUCCAUUAUUCUUGCUGUGGGGCUUUGUGCAACUGAUGAAUGAAUAAUGCACUGAAAUACAAGCAAAAAAUAAGUAUUUUAUGGAAAUAAAACUAGUUUUUCAUAAAUGUUUGGUUAGUUGAAAUAAUUUGAUAUAAAAGCAUUGCACCAACAAACAUACUGCACAAGUAUGUAGUCUUCACUGAGACCACAUUACUGUAGUAACCACAUUACUGUACUGUACACAUCUCUGCUGGAGAUACAAA